UAGUGAGGCAGUAUUUGAAAAAACAAGAGUACAGCACAUUUAGAAAUAGAGAAGAAAAUAACAAAAUAAAUCGCAGAUCACUGAUAAGCUACUGGGAUGUAUUGUCUUGACAUUUUAUAAUUUUUUUCCCUUCAAAAAGCUCUCCUUCGUGGGAGGAGUUAGGUGCAACAGCUGGCUCUCUUUACAUACUUUUUCGCAGCGGAGACAGACACAUCUCCCGGAGCAAAAAAAAAAAGGCGGACGAAGGAACAGCAGCAUUAAAUCUGAUCUCGCCUCUCUUUAACACAGGAAUUGUAUAUGAUUUGCUUCGAAACACGUUAAGCAAACGACCAGAGAAGAAAUCUACACUUCUGGAAAAUGUUCUGGGGCAUAUCUUUUUCCGGAUUUGGGAGAACUAGCUACAGAUCUUGAACGAUUUCCUAGAAAGGUGCAAAGAUUCUUAAUCAGUCCUGAUGUUUGCUAUGGAAGGCAUGCCUGUUAUGGACUGCCUGAAGGACUUCAAUCACUGAAGUUGAAGAGGGAGAGAGAAGUGGAUUUAUCCCAUUUUUUCCUCGGGAGGUACAGGUACCUAGUGGACCACAUAGACCAAAGUGAUCAACAUGUCUAUUUGGGUGAUCAUACCUAUCAGCCUUCCUGUCCUCACCAUCACUGGGAUAUGGGUUGUAUAUGCCAUGGCCCUCUACAACCAGCAUGUCUGCCCCGUGGAUAACUGGCUGUAUAAUCAGUCGUGUGAGGAGAAGCUGUCUCUACAGAGGAGUCCUGAGCUGUGCUGUACCCUGGACAAUGUCCCACUCAUCAGUAAGUGUGGCACCCUUCCCCCUGAGAGUUGCUUCUUCAGCCUCAUCUGCAGUACCGGAUCCUUCAUGGUGAUUUUGAUAGGGCUGCUGCGGUAUGCCCACGUCAUAGAGAAGCACCAGAACUGUGUCCUUAACACUGCCGGCCUUUCCACUGGCUGGAUCUGUGCUGCAGGACUCAUUAUGGUGGGCAACUUCCAGGUGGAUUAUGCCAAAGUGCUUCACUACGUGGGUGCAGGGGUGGCUUUUCCCACCAGUAUCCUGUUUGUGUGUCUGCAGUCAGCCCUGACCUACCGCCUGGCGAAGACCCAGAGAGAAUAUAAUGUGGGCCACCUUCGACUGGGGAUGAGCUUGCUAGCCUUCAUCACCCUGGUCUUCAGCGGUGUCUUCUUUGUCCAGGAGAGCUUUGCCCUGCAACACGCCUCCGCCAUCUUUGAGUGGCUCUUCUGCAUCAUCAUCAUGCUCUUCUUUGGGACCUUUGCCUUUGAGUUUGGGGACAUGUCCGGGGAUACCCUUAUGGUGCUGGCCAGAGGGGGUGUCCAGGGCUUUUCCAGCAGUGACCACAAGGCCGAGGAGGCAGGAGGGCCCAACCACCACUACCAACCAGAUGGCAUAGCAAUGCUGUAGGCCUAUCAAAGGCAGGCUUCUGUGCCCACUGACCAAUCACAAACAGGGUUGGAGUGGGAAGAGUGGAUCACUGAUCAAUCAUAGACCACCAAAGGGCAUGAGGACGACGCACCCUCCAAAUGGACCUGCUCGGUAUUGCACAUAGCUAAAGCACCCAAAGCUUUUCUAACCAUUGACCAAACAUAUGUUACAAGUGCCUUUUGGAAGGAACACAGGCAGGUGCACACACACACACACACACACCUUCCCUGUCUUUUCCUUUCAUCAUUACGUAAUCACUCUUGAUUACGAGAACUUGUUCGCUUGCCGUGUAUCAGAUCCAAUGUCUUGAUUGAGUGCCUGAAAAAUCUUUAAUGACUAAGCAGAAUAUGGCUGGGUCAGUACCUGUGUUAUUAUGUUUGGCCAUUCAGGCACUGAACUCUGCAUCGCAUUGUUUCUACUCAGGAAAAUCUGUUACAUCACCAGCUGUUCAGUGCCUUUUAACAGGAACUUAAAGGGAAGUUAAAGUCAAACAAAAGAGGUAUUGUUGUUUUCUGUGCUCAGAGAUAUUUGUUUUAUAUCCGAGGUUUGAUUGUUGUAUUGUAUGAAAUAUAAGCAAAUAGGGUAAAGGGAGGUUCGGUUCAGGUGCAGUGACCCUUGUUGUUUCAUUUUGUGAGGAGUCUGAAAACCUUUAUUUGGUGUUGUGUGUUACACAUUGAAACCAGUAGAGGGCCCCCUGAUCAAUGGUUUUGUUGCAGUGUCAACCGAUGCAGAGAAAGUGUUACAGUGAGAAAGGAAGCAAACCAGAGAAGUGAAUCACUUUGAACGUGUAUCCUUGUACCAAAUUGAUGACAAGAAGAAGAAAUGUUAAUACAAACAUGUUGUUUUAUGUAUGCUGUUCAAUUCUUCAGGUAUUAAUGCAAAUAUAGACACAUUUAUUACUUGAUUUAAAUCUGUCUAUUUAUCGUCUCAAACCUGUUUUUAUCAUUCAUAAUUUUCCAAAGGGCUUUUGUAUCUUAAAAAGAAAGAUUCACCCAUUUUGAAUGUUAUAUUGUUUUUUUUUGUUUUUUUUUAAUCUCUGAGCUGUCUUCUAUCUAGUCGAUGUUUCAUGCCAAUCGGAUCCAUUGCUGUUCAAGCAGGCAGAGAUACAAAAUGUAUCACACCGGCUAUGACAAUUAGCGUUUUGAAAGUUCCAUAUCUCGAAAACUUUAUUUCUGACAUGCAAGGCAUUUUGGGACUGUGUCAACAGUGGACUAAUGAAACAAAUACCAAGAGAUAGUUUGAGUGGAUUAUUACUUUAAGGCAUUAUCAAUGCACCAGCAAAGAAUAAAACCCUUUUCUGAGAAUGAACUCUUAUAGAGACUGAUGAAAAGACGUAUACAGUUCAUGUUUUAUUGUUCAAAACCCUAUUUACAUUUUCCUGUUAUCUAUUGACAAACUGUAUAUGAAGGAUCUGAGUUCAUCUGGUUUCCGAGCAGUUACAGCAAUCGGGACAAGGUAACAGCACUGACACAACAUUCUCAGACGUUUUUUUCUACAUUGAACCAAAAUGUGGCGACAUACCAUUUUAUUCUAAACCCUUCACGCUCAGAAAAAGCUAGCCCUGCCUCUGGUAAUAUCUCUACAAUAAAAGCGUUCUAACAUAAAA
Oncorhynchus mykiss (rainbow trout) is the source of this 3048-nucleotide messenger RNA. Its product is annotated as transmembrane protein 150A. The record is from RefSeq and is a predicted model, not a curated record. Lineage: Eukaryota; Metazoa; Chordata; Actinopteri; Salmoniformes; Salmonidae.